Aspergillus steynii IBT 23096 is the source of this 804-nucleotide messenger RNA. Its product is annotated as tyrosine-protein phosphatase. The transcript has a single exon. Gene Ontology annotation, biological process: dephosphorylation. The record is from RefSeq and is a predicted model, not a curated record. NCBI's taxonomy places the organism in Eukaryota, Fungi, Ascomycota, Eurotiomycetes, Eurotiales, Aspergillaceae. Bases 1 to 804 code for a protein of 267 amino acids. Gene Ontology annotation, molecular function: phosphoprotein phosphatase activity.
AUGACCUUACUGCUCGACAAGUAUUAUGGUACAGGCUCCUUUCCUACUAUUGAAGGCCUUGAUAACUUCCGCGACGCCGGAGGUUUCCUAACCUCAUCUAAGAGACGGGUGCGGAAAGGCAUGAUCUUUCGAUCCGCCAACCCAAUGAGCGUUAACGAGUCCGAUUUCUCGAAGCUAGAUGAGGCCUACGGCAUCAAAGCAAUCUUCGACCUGAGACACAGCACAUUCGAUGAAUCAACACGCCGCAUACGCAUGGCUGGACCAAUCCCAGUGCACAUUGUUCCGGCAGUGAAGGCCUUCGAGGAUGGCUUCCUGCAUAGAUACUUCGAUCUUCUUAUGACGAAUCAUGUCGAUGCGUUGUCUGACCUAUACAUGUGUAUCCUUGGCUCAGCGACGGACGGGUUUCGCUUUAUCUUCGACUUCAUUCGCGAUAACCCGAAUACACCCUUUUUAAUUAAUUGUGAGCUGGGGAAGGAUCGCACCGGGGUCUUCAUCGCUGUCAUUCUUCUUGUUCUCAGGGUUUCGGAUGAAGAUAUCAUUGAGGACUUUGGUUUAUCCGAGAAAGGCAUAGGACAUCUUAUUCCCUCGAGGAAAGAGAAGCUGAGAAAUGUACUCUCGUCGAACAAUGUAUCCGCUCAUCCUGUUGCGCUGGAUAGGCAUUUUGCUACAGUCCGUGAUGCUAUGCGCGUAUUCCUAUUUCGAUUUAGGGCCAUAUAUGGCAGUGGGGAAAUCUUUCUUCAGAGUAUUGGGUUUACAGAAGAUGAUAUCAGUACUGUACGGGAGAACUUAAUGUUGCCGACAUGA